AUGACCGAACCUCUCGAUACGGAUAUAAAUGCAGGAAAUAUGGAAUUGCGUACUUCCGAAGCUUCAGAAGUAGUAACGGAAAGAGGGGCCGACGAAGAGAGGGGGGGCUCGGACAAUCCGUUAACACAGCAGAAUAGUGUGAGCGACGACGUACCGGAAGAUCCAGAGGAAGACAGCAAGGGCACGUCUAAUAGUGACUUAUUUUGUUUAAUAUUUUCCCUUGUUUCCAUGGCCGGCGAUUAUUGUUUGGACGGAAUUAACACCUACGAGUUCUACACUAGAGGGAACACUGUGUUCUUUGUGCUGAGUCUUGUGUUCACGGUCGGUCCUGCAUUCUUCCUUCACAUAUACGCCACUAUAGCGUUGAAACCAUCCGGGUGGAAGGCUCCGCUGUGUUUUCUCUUCUCUCCGUGGGUUCUAACAUUGAAGGUCAUAUGUCUCCAUAUCAAAGGAAAUAAUACUAAGGAGCAGAAAGGUUUAAAAAAGUCUUUAAACAAUGUGAAAGUAGUUGAAGGUUUUUUUGAGGCUGUGCCUCAGCUGUUCAUCCAAAUGACUGCUUGGAGAAUCGGCAUUCUUGAAGACUCUGCAGUUAUUUUCUCGUAUGUGAAGAUGGUACUCAGUUGCAUCUCUGCCUCGCUUGCCCUUCUGUCUGUCUUCUGCGAGGAAAUGAAUAAGUAUCUUCAAGGAGUUUUUGUAUUCUUCGUGGCAUUGGUCUUAGGGUCGCGAGUCUUCGUGUGUGCGUCUCUGUUUUCCCUCGAUGGUCCCCUGCUCUGCAUGGGCUUCCUUCCUCCAGCGAUCAGUCUCCUCCUCGCGUGGGUCACCGACUACGUGUUCAAGAGGGAAAAAGUGUCUAUCAACAGAGCAUAUAUAAAAGCUACCCUUCUGCCCCCUGAGGACAAGGCUGGCGUCGUGGCCUCCCUGGUGUACUGUAAUUUUGGGUUUCUCUUCUGGCUCCUCACUAUGUCUCAACCCUUGAAUGUUUUUGUCUUUGUGGGCGUGACCGUCGCUCAUAUCCUUGGAGGAAGUGGGUGGAUGAUAUUAAAACUAUGCGGACAAAAGUAUUGCAUGGGUGAGGGGAAAUGUUCAUGCCUGACGUAAUAUUCUUCUGCCCACUGGGUCUGUGCUUCCCUAGU
Molecule: messenger RNA, 1133 nt
Organism: Penaeus indicus
Lineage: Eukaryota; Metazoa; Arthropoda; Malacostraca; Decapoda; Penaeidae
Exons: 5
Coding region: 1-1098 (365 amino acids)
Cellular component (GO): membrane
Source: RefSeq, a predicted model, not a curated record